GGGGGGGUUGUUGGACAGCUCAUCACUCAUCACUGAAUCGGGAGGAGUACAAAAUAUUGAGGUAAAAAGGUGAGAGGGGGUGAUUGGGCAGUUUACCGAUUGGCUGCCCAGAUAGAGUGUUCGGUCUGUCUUGGAUGCAGCUUGAGCUUGGUUAUGUGAGGUGCUUCGAGGUGCAUAUUGGCGGCCUGGCUUGCCUGCCACCGUCGGUAUUACAUGGGGUCGAGUGGCUGCUGGGGGGUGGAGAAGUGCUUAUCCCAACCUUUUUGUUUAAUUUUUUUAAUCAAAAUGAUUAUCUGAACUUUUACUUGUAAUAACUUUUUGAACGACUGACACGACUUUCUUUUGGAGUUUGACGUUGUUUUUUUGGUUGAGGGGGGAAAAAAAGAAGUGGAUAUGACGAAGAGCGGUCAACAUUACUACACACAGCGAUAGAGGACAAACAAGGACAGAGGACGGCAAGUGAGGAAAAGGAAAAGGGAAAAAAAGCAAGACGAAAUAUGGAUGAUUACAUGUUCAAGAGCUAUGUCGCCGACUGCAAGGUUGCGCAGGAGGCGACGAGUUAUCUGGAGAUUUUCAACUACUCGGACCCAUCCCUCAGCACGGUAGAAGAACACCGCUUCCGACUAGACGAGCUACCAGAUGAAUUUGGGAACUUCUGCCAUCGCCGGGGCGCAUUCGCACCCCCCAAACUAAAACCCGGCGUCUCCCUCCUCUCCGGUAUCCGCCUCAUCCUCCAGCAAAACGCCAAACACCCCGAGACCUUCACCCCCUCCUACAUCUCCCUCUCACACUCAAACUACACCCUCAUGGUCCGGGCCCUCAAGCUCCCCUUUCGAGGAAUCGAAUCGACCUCGGUCGUGGGACCCUUCUUCUGGUGCGCCCUCGACCCCGACGUCGACCCUUCUUCUUCCUCCACCCCGCCAAACCUGCAGCUCAUCUUCCGCAAAAGCGACGUCCGAAAAAAGGGCCUGACCCGCGGCUGGGAGCUGAUGCUGUCGCACGACUUUUCCACGGGCAUCACGACCGGUUUUGCCAAAGGAACGCCGAGCAGCGACAUGGUCACUGCCAUCAAGCAUCUGAAGGAGUGCGCUGGGCAGGUUUUGCAUCCUUUCCUGCUCCCGAUCAUUGUUCUGUCUCAUGACUUGAGCGCAAAGAAUGAUCAGAAGCAGAGGGAUGCGAGGGAGUGGUUGAGGAAGCUGGAGCACGCGGUUAGCAUGAGGAAUGAGGUCUUGGAGGAGGAGGCGCAGUAUAUAAAGGAUAACAUGGUUGAUCUGGACCAGAUCAACCGGGAUCUGGUCGAGUGUCACUCGCAGGUGCUGUGGAAGAGGCCGCAGGCGUAUUUGGAGAUUGUGAGGGUUAUGAAGGAGGGGAUGGGCGAGUUUUGGGCGAUUGUGGAUGGGAUGAUGGACAGUGAUGGAGGGGGGAGUAGGUAUAGGGUGGGAGGGGAGACGGGAAAGGUGCACAGGAGCAUGCUGGCGAGGUUGGAGUUUUAUCGGGCAAAGCUGAAUGGGAUCGAGAACUACGCUCAUACUACGCUGGAGAGGUUGGGGAUUCAGAGGGCGGCGCUCUACAACAUCAUCGCCCAGAAAGAGUCAAAGCUCUCCCUCAAGAUGGCCGGGGAACAGCGCCGCCUCGCCCACAACGCCAAACGCGAUUCCUCCUCGAUGAAGACCCUCUCCCUGCUUGGCGCGAUAUUCCUCCCGGCAACCUACCUCGCUUCGGUGUUCAGCAUGACAUUCUUUGACUUCAACGACAACAACAAUCACUCCCGCAACAACGGGCCCGUCUCCAGCGGUGGCGGUGGCGAAGAAAGAGAGAACCAGGUCGUGUCCCCGGAUUUAUGGAUUUAUUUCGUCAUUACUGUUCCAUUGACGCUGCUGAUUGUCCUGAUCUGGAGGAUAUGGGACAAGCGCCGAGACAAAAAGUACGAAGCCGAAGACGCAGACAUCGAGAAGGGGAUCGAGGCAAUGGAGCAGCAGAUAAUGACGGCCAUGAGGAAGAGGACGCUGAGCAAGGUUAGGACGUGGGAGGUCGGGAAGUUUUAGGAGGAGGAAGUGGUUGCUCAUGAUGGACGAAAAUCACGACUUGGUAUGAUUUACGAUCACGACCGUAUACGAGAUUGAUGAAGAAAAAGAAAAAAUGUUGGAUACCAUUCGGAUUUUGCUGGCUGGACAGCACCGUUGGUUCAAAAGAGGACCGAAAGAUAUGCUCAAAAUAAAGCGCCAUCUAAUGCAGCAGGUAUCUCUAUAAUACACUUCAAAGUACAUUCCGACGUCUCCAUCAUGCAAACACCCUUCUAAAUC
Molecule: messenger RNA, 2303 nt
Organism: Podospora bellae-mahoneyi
Lineage: Eukaryota; Fungi; Ascomycota; Sordariomycetes; Sordariales; Podosporaceae
Exons: 4
Coding region: 498-2045 (515 amino acids)
Source: RefSeq, a predicted model, not a curated record